Messenger RNA from Didymodactylos carnosus, 545 nucleotides. The record is from the annotation of a GenBank genome assembly. NCBI's taxonomy places the organism in Eukaryota, Metazoa, Rotifera, Eurotatoria, Philodinida, Philodinidae.
AUGGCGACGAAGCUAGUUGAAGGAUACGGAGCUAUAUUGAAAGAAAAUGUCAAAGCUGGGGCACAAAUUAAGUUUGAUUUAGAAUGGAUAUUGAACCAGAAUGAAAUGUGUAUUUUUAAUCGAUAUAUGCAAGGCGGUGCUAAUGUAGAUAUUCUUUUCUAUGGAAUGUUACCUUUAUUGUCACGGUUUGCUCAAUCAUCGAUAUAUGCAUCAAUGUUUGAACAAUCAAAACCAUUAAAUUUGUAUAGUAUUAUAGUUGGACCACCAGGUAUAAUGUGCAAUAUUCUUUUGUUGCUCAUCAGCUGCUUUUUGUAUUUAGCAAGCUACAGUGCGUGUGGAAAUACAAAAAAUAGCAGAAACGAAAAUGAUAUAUGCCUAUCUUUUAGUCUUACCACAUAAAAGCUUCUAACUGAAUGGGUUCUUAAUCUCUUGGUAGUCUCUAUCACUUAACAGUUGUCAGAUUGAGCUUACCUAUAAUUUCAAAACGCUCCUUUAUUGUGAUGCAGGUUGUGGAAAAUCACCAAAUUUGAAUCAUUUAAUAAUAG